Messenger RNA from Cladophialophora immunda, 1194 nucleotides. RefSeq lists its product as uncharacterized. The transcript has a single exon. Bases 171 to 1139 code for a protein of 322 amino acids. The record is from RefSeq and is a predicted model, not a curated record. NCBI's taxonomy places the organism in Eukaryota, Fungi, Ascomycota, Eurotiomycetes, Chaetothyriales, Herpotrichiellaceae.
GUGAAGUAUGAGCAUCUUGACUUGGAUUAAACACUGCUGAAUUCCCUGCAUCCUGCCAGAUUCUGUGUUUGAUCACAAUCCUACCUGUUCCCUCCGUUUUCAGUGCCAACUCUGGCUACGGCAAGGUAUUGCUCGUCCCUACACUGAAGGCGAACACUUGAAGAAUCACGAUGGACCUCCUCGCGGAACUGGAGAGCAUGGCUCUCAACGUCUCAGUCGUACAAGAAGACACGAUCUCAGAGCGGGACAUCGCACGAUGGCAACGGAUAUUUGGCUAUGCGAAACCAGAGGCCGUUCGCCGCAUCGAAGAAUACCGGAGCAACUACUCGAAGACGCGGAUAACUGACGAGCUCUGGGAUACAGUCAAAUCCCGAAAAGAGGCGGAAGGUUACGACCGGGAAGCAUACGAGUACUCACUCAAAAACCAGCAACAAGCUCGUGGCUUGACUGCCGCUCCAUGCGUGUCUGGCACGUUCAUCAUGCAGCUCACAUGGCCUCUCGACUCACCGGAAAAAGUUAAGGACGUUGCUGGCUUAAAGGAGGCUCCGUCGAUGGCGACAGGAGCAGGUGAUCAUGGGCAAGUAGAUUUCUGCCAGAUCGAUGGGGUGACGAGAGUGAAGCUGCUGGAUUGGGUCGCAGAGCAUCACGGCGGCUUCCAACUUACUAUCGUUCGCUUGAUCAAGGCGAAGAAGAGUCUCUGUUCACAGAGCAUAGCUCCAACCCUUGCGCUGGACGCGACCAUGCCCCAGAACCGGCUGGACGACGACAAGGACAUCCCUCGGCCAUUACAAGACGAAUAUCCUGUAUGGUAUUUUUUUUACGGUACCCUGGGCAAUCCCGAGGUCCUCAAACAUCACCUCAACUUGGACACAGAACCGUCUCUUGUACCAGCCCAUAUCGAAGGUGGUGAAGUUGGACUCUGGUCGGGGAAAUAUAAGGCGCUAGUGGAUUCGCCAGGAUCGGCCAACAUGAAGGUGGUUGGAAGCGCGUUCCUCGUCCGGUCUCGAGACGAGGAGGACGCGUUGAGAUUUUACGAGACAGACAAGUAUGAAGUUGUGCGAUGCCGCAUCUUGACCGAGCAGGGUAUUUUCAGAGGGUUGACCUUUCGCUUUGACGGAGUCCCGAAGGAUCUAGGAUAGCAUGGGAUAGACGAAUGCUGGACUCGAUGUGAGAGUGGUGGCCACUGGUCAGCUG